Doryrhamphus excisus (bluestripe pipefish) is the source of this 8922-nucleotide messenger RNA. The record is from RefSeq and is a predicted model, not a curated record. Lineage: Eukaryota; Metazoa; Chordata; Actinopteri; Syngnathiformes; Syngnathidae.
UCAUGCUGUGCACACCUACAUAUUUAAAUAUUUUCAGAAAUGUGAGGUGUCGUCACUUUUGUCAGUUACUAUACAUGUAUAUGCAUAAAUAGUUACAGAAUUAUGCAAUAGUGCACAUACGCAUACAUACAUAUAUAGGCCAAGUUUGCACACAUUGUAUUUUGACUACCUUGUAGAUUCUCACUGAAGGCCUCAAAACUAUCAUUCAACACUAGAACAUUCUAACUACAUUUACAGGUCAGAAAAGUGGAAAGAGUAUAAUUUAAAACAUAACCUUUUUUUUAAUUUCAACUUUAUGCCAAUUAAAUGACAUUGUUUUCCCUCUUAUUUUUACAAUGUUCUAAAAAUAUUUUUGAAUUAAUUCUUGUAAAACUACUGUCGAUCUCUCCAUUCAUGCUGUUGUUGUCUAUUUGUUUUAGUUUUCUUGUUCAAUUCUAUUUUUUUAGAAUGAGCAACGGGCCAAUAGGAGUGGUGGUGUUGAUGUAGCAGCAAAGUGAUGCAAUGGGUCAUGACAGAAUAAAUACACAAGACACCAGCGGCUCCAUAAGUUAGUAGGUGCAUGAAUGUGAUCAUCCUGCUCUGUCACUAAAUGCUGUACGUUCACAUUCUUUUCCUAUGAGGUUAUGUCAUCAACUUCUUUUCUUAUGAGAUCAGUGAAUCUUUCUUGGAGAUAAAUAAAGUAUAUAUAUAUCUAUGUAGGAAAAACAGCCACAACUCGGGCUGCAGUUUAGACCCCACUGUUACAGUUAGAGCAUUAUAGUAUAUUAUUAACAUGAAUUAGUAUUUAUAACAAUACAUCAGAGGACACUACUGUAUUGCUAUUUUUCAUAACGUGCUGAUGUGACGGAGCUCAUACGCGAUGUCCUCGUGCUUAUCUGUCGCCAUUCUUUCAACAAGCGGCAAUAAAAAGAGAUGACUUUAAUAAAACGGUGCAUUGCUAAAGGUUGUAACAUGCUCCUAAGCGUGGAGGUGAAUAAAUAAACCACCUACGCUUGUGUUUAGUGUUGAGAAAGCUUCGGAAUAUAAUAGUAGUAGUAGAAUAUAAUAGUAAGUUUAUAAUAGUCCAUUAUGUUGUUUAUAGGAAGCAUCUAAACAGCAAUGCCAAUGUAUUUCCACCUCACCCCCGACUUUGGAGCUUAUUAUUUAUCAUGAAAUUCUCAAUACUUAUGUAUAUCUGCUUAUAGGAAGUAUUAGAAAGCUUAAAACCUUGUCUUAUGUCCAACAUAAUUGGUGACUGAAGCGCAUGCAUAUUAGCAACACAUUUGCUAAGAAGGGUUAAAAUGAGGAAGGAAUUGCUUAAUUACCCAGAUUGCUGUAAGCACUGCUAGAGUCUUGACUGGAACCAGGAAAUAUGAUAUUAGUCCAUUAGUGGUUAGCAUGUUGGCUACAGGAGUCAGGAGAUCGAGAAGAGCUGUUUUCGAUUCUCCUGGUACCCGAUUUCCUCCCACAUUCCAAAAACAUGCAUGUUAGGCUGGCGAGUCCAGUGUGUACCCCUACCCAAAGCCAGCUGAGAUAGGCUCCGGCAUAGAAAAUGGAUGGAUAGCUUCCUGUCGCUCAGAGUCUUAGUGUCCAAGUGCAUCCCUGACAUGUUACAGCCACAUAAACCAUCGCAGGCGCUAAGAGGUAGUGAGGAAGUGGUCUCAUGCGGGCGCCCAUAGUCGGGACUAAACAUGGUAAGAAUCUGGAACAGUCUUCCAGACGAUGUGCGAUAAUCCUCAACCUUGGAAAUGUUCAGAUCUGAAAGUAUUUUGUCUGCUCUCUUCAUUUUUUUAACAUUUUUUAUGGUUUUGCUUUGCUUUAUGAAUUUAGAUUAAUGAUAUUUAUAUAUAUAAUGAUAUAUUUAAUGAUAUUUAGAAUGAUUCUAUGCUUUUUAUCCUCUUUCUGUGAAGCACUUUGAAUUACUUUGUGUACAAAUGGUGCUCUAUAAAUAAGUCUCAACUCAAUUGUAUUUUCCAAACAGGAUGUAAUUCCAGAUGUAAUUCCAGUAUGGGCCAGAUAGACACAUGAAAUCGUUUGCUGUCUCGGGUGCAUACUCAAAGAGCUUAUCCACAAAGGACAUCCCUGCACCUCUGAAAGUGGUACAUUCCUGCAGAAAAAAAAGCCAAACAGAGUGGGCGCCAAGCUCCAUUGAAAACAGGAUGGACGAGGACGAAGACUGCAUCGCCGUGGUGGGCAUCGGCUGCAACUUCCCAGGCGGUGAAGGUCUAGACAAUUUCUGGAAGGUUCUAGUGAAUGGACGCAAUUGUUCCAUACCUAUUCCCAUGGAGAGGUUUGACUUGUCCAGCUGGUAUGACCCUGAUGACAACAAGGCGGGUAAAUCCCGCACAGCCAAGGCCGCUCUCCUUGAUGGUUUCAACCAAUUCGACCACAAGUUAUUUGGCAUCAGCGACAGUGAAGUGGAGGGAAUGGACCCUCAACAGAAGCAGCUGCUUCAGUGCGUCUACAGAGCUUUGGAGAAUGCUGGUAUUCCGAUGGAAAAGGCCAGCGGAACCAGAACCGGAGUGUUUUUUGGCCUCAUGAACAGAGAUUACAUGACCUAUGCGGCCCACGCACACCCCAGCGACAUCAACCACUGGACCGGGACGGGACUGGCCAUGAGCAUCGCUGCCAACAGGGUCUCGUACAUCUUCAACUUCACCGGGCCGUCGCUGGCCAUCGACUGUGCCUGCUCAUCCUCUUUGGUGGCUCUUCAUCUGGCCGUCCAGGCCAUCAAACAAGGGGAUUGUGACAUGGCCGUGUGUGGAGGUGUCAACUGCAUCAUCGUGCCCACAGUGUUUGUGGCCCUCAGCAAGGCCAAGAUGAUCUCACCGGACGGCACCAGUAAGCCUUUCUCUAACAAGGCAGAUGGUUAUGGGAGAGGUGAGGGCUGUGGCAUCGUUCUCCUUAAACCGCUGAGAAAGGCUCUACAAGACCAGGAUCACAUUUGGGGCAUCAUCAGCAAGACAGCAGUCAACCAAGAUGGCCAUUCGGUGUCGCCGAUGACCAAGCCCUCCAUGACGCAACAAGAAGAGCUGCUGAGGAGAAUCUACUCCGAACACGACAUCGCCAACAUCCACUACAUUGAGGCUCAUGGGACCGGAACCCCAGUUGGAGAUCCGACAGAGGCGGCUAGCAUCUCAAAUGUCAUUGCCAAAGCCCGAGCUCCUGGUACAGAAACUCUCAGAAUCGGCUCGGUGAAGAGCAAUAUCGGACACACUGAAUCUGCCGCGGGGGUAGCUGGCAUCAUCAAGGUGCUCCUCAUGAUGAAGCACGAGACCAUCGUUCCUUCUGUGUUCUUCUCUGAAGACAAUGCCAGCGUAGAUUCCCUCGCUCUGAAUCUGCGCAUUCCUACAGAGGUUGAAAAGUGGGAAGCAAAGGGAGCACGGAUCGCAGGAGUGAACAAUUUUGGCUUUGGAGGCACCAACGCUCAUGCUAUUGUCAAACAACACAUACGGUCGCAGUCUGUCAAAAAGUGUGAUGGCAGGCAGGUGAAAUAUUUUGUCAUGUCGGCAAAUUCAUUCAAGUCUCUCACACUCACGCUAGAAGACACCAUCGCACAUCUGGAGGACAAUGUGGAUCUGGACUGUCUAUUGUACACGGCAGCUUGCAGAAGGAGCCACCUCAAGCACAAAUACCGAAGAGCCUUAAUGGUUUCAUCCCUAGUUGACCUUAAAGAGAAGCUACAUGCCGCUGUUGGCAGAAAUACAAGCCCUGCCCUUUCAGAUCCCAAGUUAGUAUUCGUCUUCUGCGGCAACGGCGUCGCUUAUCACGGCAUGGGCAAGCAGCUACUCCGACACGAGCCGGUGUUCAGAGAUACGAUCAAGCAUAUUUCGCAGGUUUACCAAAGGCUGAGCACACUGAACAUCUUGGACACGCUUGAAAGCGAUCACGAGCACAGCGACUACAACGCUCCACAUGUGGCCCAGCCUCUUCUCUUUGCUCUGCAGGUGGGCGUGGCCACUCUGCUCAGGCGCUGGGGCGUCAAAGCUGACGCCAUGCUGGGACACUCGGUGGGCGAGGUCGCAGCAGCUCACUGCUCAGGCCUCCUGUCCCUUGACGAUGCCCUGAAAGUCAUCUACUUCCGCAGCGUACACCAGGGCAAAGUCACUGGGGGGAAAAUGCUGGUGAUCAGCAAUAUGGCCGUGUCAGAGGUCACAGCUCUUCUCCCGCGUUACUCUGGAAAAAUUUGUCUGGCUGCGUUCAACAGCCCGCAGUCUUGUACCCUCUCUGGGGAUGCGGAUGCAAUAGAAAACCUCCGGGAAGAGCUGAGUCAUUCAGCUAACAGUCAGAACCUAUUCAUUCGGGUGCUAGAGGUCCCUGCUGCUUAUCACAGUCACAUGAUGGAUCCAAUUCUGCCCAAAAUCAGGGAGGCAAUCGGUUCCUUGGAAGAGAAUGAGCUCAGCACACAGCUUUUCUCAACAGUGACAGGUGAGGAGGCACGACGAGGGGAUUUCUGCUCAGGUGAUUAUUGGGCUAGGAAUAUUCGGGAGCCAGUUGCUUUUGAGCAGGCAGUCAGAUCAGCUAGUGGAGGCAAGAAGAGUUUGGUCUUUGUGGAGGUGGGUCCACGGAGAGCCCUCCAGAGGAACAUCAUGGAAACUCUGGGGAACGACAUACCAGUUGUUGCCUCGCUGCAGCCAGACAAAGACCACCAGACACUAGUGUCUGUGGUUUCCAGGCUCUUUGACGUCGGCGUCCAGGUAGACUGGAACACCUUCUAUGCAGGGUAUGAGACUGUGCCGCUGCCCUUCCCAAAAUACCAGUUUGAUAUCUCGGACAGGGAUGUGAUCAUUAAAGGUGCUAGGAAAAACACUGCCAGUAAUCACCCAGUGCUCUGCGCCACAGGAAGUGAAAAGAACACAUUCAGCUGUGAUGUGGUGUCCGAUUCUGUCUUCUACCUGAAAGAACACAAACACAACAGUGUACCCAUCAUCCCUGGAGCCUUGUAUGCCGAGUUGGGCUUGGCUGCAUUCAUGGCCUGUGCAAAACCAAAGGUCCCCCUCAACGCACUGCAGCUUAGUGUCAGUUUUCACAGCCCUUUCAUCUUAACUCCAAAUCCCCCAGAGAUGAAGGUGCAGCUCGAGCAAAAAGAGAAUGAAGCCACCUUCACUGUGUUCUCAUCCUUAGCCACGUGCGCAUCAGGCAUGGUCGUCGUGAAAAAAGAGCGACCAGUAGAAGAACAGCACAUUGACCUACAUGGCAUCUACAAACGCUGCACAUCUGCGGUGACCUAUCAACAAUUGUAUGACUUCCUCUCCCAAGGAGGCUUUCAGUAUGGAGAUGUCUUCCAGAAUAAGGCCAGUGUUCACUAUGGGAAAGAUCUGAGAGAGGCCUAUGCUGUUGUCACAGUUUCAGAGGAACUGCUGCCUCAGUUGCAUGACUACCAUGUUCAUCCCGUCGUGCUGGACUUACUCAUGCAACUUUUGCCAGUCACAGUUGAGCAUAUUUUUGCUGGCGGACUGGGAUUUCCUGCUAAGAUUGGAAGUUUGACGGUGGCAGCACCCUUGAAAGAUGAGAUGAUUGUCUACUUGAGGGCAACUGAUGUCGGUACGGACCACUUUGAGGUCUGUGGGUGCUUUGCAGAUAGAGAUGGCAACGUCUUGGUUGAGGUGAAGCACGUGUUAAUCAAAUACCUUGGCAGUCUUUCACAUGUGGUUGAGGAGGACUUCUAUCAUAACCACUUCAACGUCUUUCCCGAGGGGAUCACAAAUGAUCCACCUCCUAAGGCCUUGGUGUUCUCGGACCGCAUAGGAAUCUCAAAAUGUCUACAGCAACACUUGGACUCCAGAUCUCGCUACAUUUCCUUUACAUAUGCUAAAGAGAUCUUGAGCAGUGGCUUUCCGGCGCUCUUGGCAAACCUCAAUAUCACAGACAUUGCGGACAACUUUGAUGAGGUCUUGUUCUUGUGGGGCAAAGAGAACUUUGACUCACUCACACCUGAUGUCGUCCUGCAGAAUCUGGCCAACUGCUGCGAAACCUUCCGGCAAAUUGUCGUAGAGCUCAAACGAAUUCGCUUUCCAAAUUCCAUCCGAGCAGUAACCUACUGUUCAUCUGAUCUCACAGUCGAUCACGUCAAUCCAGGCUUUGCCAUCGUUGGCAUGACUCGCUCUUUUGCUGCUGAAAUACCAGAGCUUUCUUUCCAGUUGGUUGACAUAAGCUCUGUCUCUGCUAAGGAUAUCACAGCUCUUUCUGAGGUCCUACGAGCCUACCCUUGCAGCAAGUACCCAGAACUGGUGGUGAAAGACGGGGUCAUUCUCAAACCUUCCAUUGAGCGUACCACUCCUGAAUUAAUUGAAAACUCUGCAGGGAGUUUUACCUCCAGCACUUGUGAACCUUGCAUCCUUCAGACUGCAGAUGCCUUUACAAUGAGCCGGCUUACUGCUGUCCAUUUUGACAAUGAGGAAGAGACAAUAAGUGAUACUUGUGUUGAAAUUCAGCCCACUAAUAUGUGUGUCCACUCGUCGGAUUACUUCCCUGUCAGUGCCUCACAUCUGAACUUUGGUCAGACGCUGUACUGGAACCAGCACUCUUCCCAGAACCACAAGCUACUCAUGCUUGACUUCAGUGGUGUUGUUACAAGGGUCGGAAAGGAGGUCAAGAAAUUAAAAGUGGGUGAUUCUGUGGCUUCUUGUUACCCUGUGUUGGCAGCCAAUAGGGUCAGGGUCCCACAAGAUAUCUGCUACAGCACCAAACGCCUUCCCUUCCUUCAAUCAACACCUUGUGUGUCCUACUUUGUGCUGGCAUGGGAGAUAUUGCAUCGCGUUUUGCCAAGAGCAAAGCAAAGCUUAGGCAUUAUAUCUUCUGUUCCUGAUUCAGCUCUGGUCAAGGUUUUGGCGCUUGCAUCUCAGAAGUUAGGGUGGAACGUGCUUGUUGGAACACAGUGCAAUGAUUCCUUUAUAAAUGCCAAUCAAAUGGAUGCAAUCAUUAUCCUGCCUCCAUAUGACAAAUCCUUGAUGGCUAAAAUAUCUAACUCUCAUGCUGUCCAGAAUGUUGUCCUUGUUCGUGAGUCCCAAACACAGCCUAUGGUUGCCCAGGAUCUGCUUCAGGUUUUCCAGCAAAGUGUCCAUGUGCAGACAGUUGACAUGCCAGUCAUUCUGCAAAAAGGAUCACUCAGGACUCGAAGUGUGCGUUUUUAUCAGUGGCUCAGGUCUUUGAACAUCACUCAGCAAUUUUGCCUAGGAAGAGUCACCUUUCAGAGUGUCACAUCUGAAAAAAUCAACAACCUUUAUUCAGAUUCCUACUUCAGUGCAAAGAACCUGGCUGUUGUGGCUCUAAAAAAAGGACAUUCCACAUCAAUAUCAGACAUUCCGCUGCUGCCCACGAAAAAGCAGCUUUUUCGAAAGAAAUCAGUGUACAUCGUGGCAGGCGGUCUGACCGGGCUGGGCUUUGAAACGGUCAAGUUCAUCUCACUCAAGGGAGGCGAGUUCAUCGUCAUCCUUUCCAGGAGCAAGCCCUCAGCAGAGAUGCAGCAAGCAAUAGGAAACGUGGAGAAAUACUGUGGGAACAGCAUUGUUAGCAUGGAGUGCGACAUAUCAGUGUCUGAGCAGGUGCACAAAGUUGUGGAUGCCAUCCAGCUCAAAUUUGAAGGCUGUCCAAUCAGAGGAGUGUUUCAUAGCGCAGUGGUCUUGCAUGACGGGCUCAUUGAAGCCCUUGACAGAUCCCUCUAUGAGAAAGUUCUCAAGCCCAAAGUGAAUGGUGUGCUUAACUUGCACCAUGCAACACUGAGCUGCCAGUUAGAUUACUUUGUUUGUUACUCCUCCAUAUCAGGCUUUCUGGGAAAUGCGGGGCAAACAAACUAUGCCGCAGCAAACACUUUCCUGGACUUGUUCUGUCAGUACAGGCGCAAACUAGGCCUGCCUGGACAGUCCAUCAACUGGGGACCUCUCAACCUUGGGCUCCUCCUGAACAAAGAUGUGGUCCAUCGGUUCCUGGAGGCCAAGGGCAUGAUGGUGCUGAAUGUAGCUGAAAUCCACAAAAGCCUGGAGCAAUGUUUGCUCACCAACCGACCCCAACAGGCCGUGUGCCGCUUCCACUUGAAAAACAUCCGCUUCAACGUCCUCUCGCAGAAUGUAGCUCUGACUGUGAGGCUGUCUUCACUGGCGGAUAAAACCUUCCAAAAGUUCAGCGAGUUGGACUCUGAAAAUAAAACCACUGAAGAAGUCCCAGCCAGGGAUUACGUUGUUUCAAUGCUCACGAAAACCAUUGGCUUGGAGGUGGGCGAAGCGAAAGACGACACUCUAAUCUCGACACUCGGUAUCGAUUCCAUGCAGGCCAUGACCCUGCAAAACCUCUUCUAUCAGGACCGAGGCGUCAACGUGCCUCUGGUGAAACUGUUGGACCCCAACGCCACACUGUCGACAGUGGUCGCCAUCUUAAAUGAGGGGAGCCGAAAUGGAAUUAAUAUCCAACUCUAAACUGACACAAGCACACUUUCCACCAGAUUUUAAGCCUGAUCACUGUUGUGUGGGAAAUUUGAUUACUCAAUAUGUCCUCACUGACUUUGCUAUGAUCCUGGUUGAGGGGAGCAGAGAUGAAAACAAUAAGCAAUUUUCAACUGAUACGAGCGAUGAUUCCAUCAGAUUUUAAUCCUGAUCACGGUUGAUAUGUGGGACUUUUCAGUAUGAACUGUGUCCUGAUUGACUUUGUUGUGAUAGUUGUGAUUAUCUCAAGGUCUGAAGGUUCUGUAGAGAUAACAGACAUCCAUGGAGACCUGCAGGUGAUCAUUCAUAUCAGCAUUGAUGAUAUUUAUUGGCUUUAUAGGGAUGAUUAAACAAUGGACACCUACUAUGGGCAUGCUAAUAAAAUGCACUAGCAUAGCGUGGUUAUGUAUUAUGGUUGUGUUUGUAUAACAUUUUCCCAUUCUGUCAGUAUACUAUUUGAGUGAUAGCAUUUAAGCACUUUUUAUGACAAUGUGGCAAAAAUAAAUGUCUGAUUGUCGUCAUGGAA